AGUAACGUUGGUUUAUCAUUAGGCUGUGUGUAUCAGCUAUGUUAAAGGAGUUGGUGCUGUAAGAAAAAAAAUUCAAGAGUUAAUCACAUCAUUUUCAUUCAGUCAAAGUCAGUGGUAGCCCAUGGUGGAGGCGCCAGACUCAAACAGGAUCUAAAGCGAAUGUCUGAACAAAAAGGUGGUAAACAGAGUUUAAGGAAAGCUGAAACAUCCUGUAAAACUCGAUAAGAUCUGUCCUUCACUCUCCACUAUGAAGACCUCCAAACCAGCACUGCUGUCCUCUGCCCAGGAGGAAUGUGGUGUUUGGCUGGAUACUGUGCAACUGAAAGGAAAAGCUAAACAGAAAAAACUUGCCCGUCCCAUUUCUAAACUACUGAAUCCCUUCACUGGAGGUGGAGGAUACAGUUUGGCUGUGGCACUCAAUUUCACCCAGACCAAAAUGGAGAUGCCAAAGACCAAACAGAGCUCUAUAUCAACUUUCUUCCAACCUCAGGGCAGAGUUCUCAAUAAGAUGUCUACAUCUAAAGUGCCAAACCUGGAUCCAGUGCAGCCUUCUUCAUCAUCUACCACGCCCACUGCCCCCACACCUGUAGCAUCGGGGACAAAACGAAGACGUGAAAUAGAUCUUGAAAUGUUUGACUUGCAUAACUCUGAGACUGGAGUGAAUGAUGAGUGGAAACAUGAAAAUGUGGCUGAGCCUGAAGCAGCACUGUGGCAGGAGCAGGCAGCAGAAGAGCAAUUUGAGGAGAUAAAUCCACCACAGAGUAAGAGGAGGUUCAAUGCAGCCUCCUCAUUGCCAGCUGACAGUCAACCUCUUCCACAGGCUUGGAGUCAGGACCCACUGCUCACCUGUAGCCAAUAUUCUGAAGGUGAAUUUUACCUGACUAAUCAGAAAAACACCAAAACGAAGGACGUUUGUGACUCUGAGCCAACUUUCCUUAAAAGUCUACAAAGUGAGGACGACUUUGGUAUUCAGAUUAAUGCGGAAGCUAGAACAUCGACUCAACAUUUUCAUUCUUUUCAAACGGAUCAAGAGAAAGAAAACAGCAGGUUUUCGUCCUUUAGGUCCCCAAGAAAGCACUCGCCUCUUUCUCAUAUUAAACCUCUUUCAGAUCGUAAAUGUACAGAGCCAAAAACUGAAUCACCUCGAAAACAUGUUCCAUUGUGCAUGUUGAAAAGGGCCGAUAAAAAGGAGAGCCUUGAGUCACAGUUCAAGUGGACAAUACCGAGCAGCUCUCCUCUAAAAAAAACAGCACCACAGCUGCCCUGCAGAGAGGUGGAUGAGGACAGUCUGGCCAUGUUGUUCACACAGGACUCUGAAGGCUUCAGGGUGAUCGCGCACAGAGGUCGCCAAUCUAGGAGUCCACUUAAAGAUAAGAGUAACAUAAGCUCUGUGAUGGUGAGAACAAGCGCUUACAAAUCUAUAGUGGAGAAGGAUGAGGAAGACCAGAUGCUCUUUACUCAAGACUCUCAGGGAAAUAUGGUCAUCAAACACUGAAAGGAGA
Molecule: messenger RNA, 1502 nt
Organism: Anoplopoma fimbria (sablefish)
Lineage: Eukaryota; Metazoa; Chordata; Actinopteri; Perciformes; Anoplopomatidae
Exons: 4
Coding region: 248-1495 (415 amino acids)
Biological process (GO): spindle organization
Cellular component (GO): spindle pole; centrosome
Source: RefSeq, a predicted model, not a curated record